AUGAUAAAAAGAACAUUUUUUGGUUUGUAAUUAAGAGACAAACAGAAAUUUACUUAUAAAGAAGAAAAUGGUUUGCUUUGUUAUACAUUUACUUAAAUAGUAUUAGUUGGUAAAGGUGAAGCAAAGAUUUAUGGACUUUCUAGUAAUAAAAAGAUUUUAAUUGCAUCUUUGAAUGGAAAACAAAACUAAUGUAAAACAAAAUUUAUUAUGGAUGAAAAUAACUUUACUCAUUUAAUAUGUAUUGGAGAUGAGUAAAUUUCUGUAAAUGUGUUAGGAUAUGAAUUAAAUAAAUAGGUAUAGGAAUAAUAGGAAAAUAAUUAACAAGAAAAUUUGGUUUUUAAAGAUGAAUUUAGAGCAUUAUAACCAGUAGAAGAAAGAGAAUUAGACUCAGAUGAAUUUGAAACACUUACUAAGAAGGAAUAGAAAGAAUAUAAAAAAAUAUAAAAGUAAAAAAAAAAAUAUGAAAAAUAAUGAGU
Messenger RNA from Paramecium pentaurelia, 476 nucleotides. NCBI's taxonomy places the organism in Eukaryota, Ciliophora, Oligohymenophorea, Peniculida, Parameciidae. The record is from the annotation of a GenBank genome assembly.